Molecule: messenger RNA, 1008 nt
Organism: Ustilaginoidea virens
Lineage: Eukaryota; Fungi; Ascomycota; Sordariomycetes; Hypocreales; Clavicipitaceae
Exons: 3
Coding region: 1-1008 (335 amino acids)
Biological process (GO): DNA repair
Source: RefSeq, a predicted model, not a curated record
AUGCCGCCAAAACGCACCCUGGAUGCCUUCUUCACUUCGCUUCCAAAGAAAAAGCGGACCGGAGAACAAAUCAUCAGUGAAGAAUCCGGGAAAUCUGAACAUGUAUCGUAUCCUCAUCCAAUCUCCAAUUUGCCCUCCUCUGUUUCCAGAGAGCUCUUGUCUCCUCCAGCAAGACCGGGCAAAGAAAUCAGUGAUGGCUCGAAACUCGACCUGCUGUACUUUGACCCGUAUAUACCCCAAGACGUGGCAAAAGAACUUUUUGAGUUUUUGCGUCUCGAGCUACCCUUCUACAGGGUUGAAUACGACAUUCAACGCGGGGGAACGCAGACACACAUCAAGACUCCUAGAUGGACAACUGUAUUUGGCGUUGAUGACACUUCGUUCUUUGACCACAUGGGCAUCAUUAUAGACAAGACGUCCUGUAUCAAGGCGAAUGACAAGCGCUAUGACCGAUACCCUCCUCGGCCAAUACCGAGAUGCCUCGAUGACCUCAGAAAGUCCACUGAAGCAGCAACCGGCUGCAAAUUCAACUUUUGCCUCGUCAACUAUUAUGCCUCUGGAGCCGACAGCAUCUCUUUUCAUAGCGAUGAUGAGAGGUUUCUCGGCCCAGAUCCCGCCAUUGCAUCGUUCUCUCUGGGCGCCCGGAGGGACUUUCUCAUGAAGCAUAAACCCUUUCCACCUGGCCAGCAAGCUGAAGCAGAAAAGGGCGCCAAGCCAUUAAAGCUGGCCCUCGGUAACGGCGACAUGGUAUUAAUGAGGGGGAAGACCCAGUCUAACUGGCUGCAUUCCAUUCCGAAACGCACCGGUAAGAAUCAGGACGAUGGUGGGCGCAUCAACAUCACAUUUCGGCGAGCCAUGGUCAAAGGCGGCACUGAAAACUACUACAAUUACAAUGUUGGCACUGGACCAGUGUUUCGAUGGGAUAGAGAGAGCCGCCAAAUGUUGCCCUGGGGCAACAAUAAGUUGACUGAAAACCGUGACGUCAGUUUCACGUCGCGCUUCUACUAA